Messenger RNA from Lutzomyia longipalpis, 3707 nucleotides. RefSeq names its product enolase-phosphatase E1 (gene Enoph). Lineage: Eukaryota; Metazoa; Arthropoda; Insecta; Diptera; Psychodidae. Bases 143 to 2224 code for a protein of 693 amino acids. The record is from RefSeq and is a predicted model, not a curated record. The transcript is spliced from 4 exons. Gene Ontology annotation, molecular function: magnesium ion binding; acireductone synthase activity.
UCGAGCUUUGUGGGACCGUGUGUAUGGCAGACGGUGAAAACGUCAAAUUCUUCUAAAGACGCAGGAGAAAGACCUUUUCUCGGAGAAAAAACUAAAAAACUGCGGUUCAAUCGUCCAAGUUUGUCUAAAUUUCCAUCUCAAUAUGGAACUGAAUAGAAAUACUGUGACUUCCAAAUCAAUCCUCUGCGAUAUCGAAGGAACUACGUCGUCAAUUGACUUUGUGAAAGAAACGCUCUUCCCGUAUGCCCUGAAGAAUGUGGAAAAGUUCUUGCAGGAAAACUGGGAUAGGGAUGAUGUGAAGGAGAGCGUGAUUGAACUGCGGAAGCUCGCUGAAAAGGAUACCGAAGAAAAGGUCGAUGGAGCUGUACCUGUCUUGGGAGAAGACGAAGAAAAGUCGAAGAUCAUUGAAUCAGUGGUGAAAAAUGUCGAAUGGUUGAUGGGAAAUGACCGAAAGGUUACGCCACUGAAGACGUUGCAGGGAUUGAUUUGGGAGAGUGGUUAUAAGGAUGGAUCAAUCAAGGGCCACAUUUAUGAUGAUGUCCCGAAAUCAUUUGAAAAUUGGACCAAGACAGGUCAUAAGAUCUACAUUUACUCCAGUGGUAGUGUCAUGGCGCAGAAAUUGCUCUUCGGUAACACAUCCGCAGGUGAUCUUCAAGUCCAUCUUUCUGGGUAUUUUGACACGAAGAUCGGGCCUAAGCAGGAAAAGGAAAGUUACGAGGCUAUUGCCAAGAAUAUCGAAUGUGCUGCCAAUGAGAUUGUCUUCCUCACGGACAUUGUGAAGGAAGCCAAGGCAGCCCAGGAGGCUGGAAUGAAUGUUGUGAUUGUUGUUCGGCCAGGAAAUGCACCGCUCACCGAUGAGGACAAAAAGGAAUUCCCUACAGUGGAAAGCUUUGAGGGAAUCACCCUUGAGGAGGUUGUCACGGGGAAAAGAAAGAUUCUGGAUGAAGAGGUCGAGGAUAAACAGGAAUCUACAAAACCUGCAAAAUUGGCUAAACUAGAGAUGAAUGAUGCAUCUGACAAGAACGAAGAAGUAACUGAAAAAAUAGACAAGACUGACGAUGAACCCAAAUGUGACACUACCGCUGAGGAAAAGAAUGAAACUGAUAGGACUGAUGCUGCUGCUGCAAAAACUGAUAAAGAGACUGAGCCGAAAAAUGAUGAGGAUGAAAAAAUGGAGACGGAACAAGCUGAAGAAAUCAUUACUGAGGAGACUAAGAAAGAAUCUGACGAUGUGAAGGCUGUGGAAGAGGUACCCGUGGGAGAAGAGAAAGAUUUGGCUGUGGAAGAAACUAAAAAGGCAGUAUCUGUGGUCGCUGAUGAGAUAAAGGAAGAUAUCGUGGAAAAGAUGGAGGUUGAUGGUGAAGAAAAAGUUGCUGCUGCGAGUCCGUCUGGGGAGAUCAUUACUGAAGCUAAAGAUGUGGAGGCAGAGGCUGAUAAGAAAGUAACUGAAGCCGAGCCAAAGGUUAUUGAAGAGAAAGUUGAUGAGAAGGAAACAGGGACGGAAUCUGUUGAAGUCAAGGCUGAUUCUUGCUCAAAGGAUGCGACAGAUAUGCCAACUGUGGAUGAGAUUGUUGCUGAAAUUCCUGCAACAGAUUCUACAAAAAAGGAGGACAAUGUGAAAACUCCCGCUAAUAGUAAUGACGAAAUAUCUGACACAGUACAGGAGAACACCAUCCCAAAGGAGGCAAAAUUAGAUGAAACAUGCUCCAAUGAUGCCACAGAUACGACAAAUGUCAAUGUAGAGAAAAAGAAGGAAGAAGAAGUAAUCAAUGGGAAAGUAGAAGAGAAACCCACUGAAGAAGUGACUGAGGAGCUUGCAGUAACUAAAGAUGCGCCAGAAGAAGUCAAGGUAAUAACAGAAGAAACUGCAGUUGACGAUAAGAAAAACGUUAAAGAACUUGAUGGUGAGAAAGCAACUGGAAGCAUAAAUGGUGAUGCUCUCGAUGCCGUGGGUACAACUUCCGACGGAGUAAACGGCGACAAAGGUGAUAAAGGAAUUAAAGAGGAAGAGAAGGCCGAAAAUGGCAAGGAUGGUGAGAUUAAGAAUGGACACAAUGAGAAUGCUGAAAAAGAAGCCACUGUGUCCGAACCAGCAGAUGGGGAAAAAGAUGCCGCACCGGAUGCAUCCACUGGCAGCGAUCAGGUUAGUGAGGUCAUUGUAAAGAAAUGCGUGGAACCGAUGGUCAAAUCUCCCGUCCCGCAGCCUGUGGAGGCGGAAUCGUAAAGUUUUGACGCAACAACAGCAAAAAAUCAGCUGAACACGUAAUCACACUCUUCACACGAUAUUUCAAAAAAAAAAAUAGUAGUUUUUAUUUAAUGCCCGUAAAUAUUUGUUUCCGUGUUAAAAUUUAUUACUCUAAUCCUUAAAUGUUCUCUCAUGUCGCAUUCUUACAAGAAUUUAAUACAAAAUGGUUCUUUUUCUAAGGAAAAAUAAUUAGUUAGAACGAUAUUGAAUUUGAAAUCAGUAUUUAAGAUGAACUUCGAUAAGAGUGAUAAAUAUGUAAUAUUUUAAGUAACAAUUUUUAUCAUAUUAUUUUGUUUUAAUCGAUCACAAGAUAAUUUGGAAGAAUACAACAUUCAUGUUUUUAUUAUUAUUUGUCAAAAAAAAAUGUGAACAGUUUUAUCUUCAAGGCUCAAAAAAAAUUUUUUUUUAAAUUUAUUCUCUAGAAAAAAAAAGUCAUUUAAAUUUUUAUCUUUUUUAUAUGAAAACAAUUAUAUAAUUAAAAAAACGUAAUAUUAAUGUGUUGAGAAGGAACAAUAUGAAAGAAAAAGGAACUACGAAUUAUUCUCGACUAUUUCCAUGACCAUCAUUAAAAUCGAAUACAAUAGAAAUCAUAUUUGAGAUGAAAAAUAAAUGAAAAAAGUAGUAUUUAAAUAAAAAAAAAUAGAUAUUAAACUUGAGCGUAAGAAUGAAAUUUUUGACUGAUUUUUUGGCCUCGUUUUUAUUAACUAAAAAUAGUAAAAAAAAAUUAAAUAAAUAAAAACUGCACUGACACGGAGGAAAACAUUGCACAAAAAAUAUGCAGACAGACUGGUGUUUUAUUUAUUAAAAAAAAACUGAUUGCCAAAAAAACGCAUUUCUAAUAUUUAGGGUUUUAUAACUGCCAUGGAAAAAAAUCUGGUCGCAAUGAAAUCCUCCUGUAGUCACAGAAACUGAUCAGACUGAAUGUGAAUGAGCAAAAAAAAGGAAAAUCCCUUGAAAAUUAUCCUAAAUUUCAACACCAAAAAUGAGAAAAAAAACAUGCAUAAGAUAGAAAACAAGAUUUUAAAAAAAUGAAAUUUCUGAUAUAUUAGACUCAAGAGAAAAAAAAAUGAAUAUUAUAUAACUGUAAGUAGAUUGUAAGACAUUUUUUUGUAUAAGUACUUAAUUUUUUAUGUAGUCACUUCAAAUCAUUAUCCCAAUUUUUUUUUAUAUAAUAAUAAUCUUUUGUUGAAUGUUAAAUACAUUCUUUUUUUUACAUCGGAAUUAGAUUUUGUAGCGCCCUCUUUUUAAGAUGAAGAAAAAAAUAGUUGGUAAGAAGUUGACAUUCCGAAAUUAGGAAAAUGAAAAAAAAAUUGACAGUCAAAAAAAACUUAUUUGAAAUUGAAAAAUGGUUUCUUUUUUUACGAUGAGAUGUUGCUUUAUGGUUUUUGCUAUACCAUUUUUAUAUUAUGAUUAAAAAUAUUUAAAUAUGAACGUAUAAAUAAACGAUACGAAUAAAGUAAAA